GGAGGCCGAAGAAACGAAGGGUCUGUCAAGGUCGCGCUCAUGGAGCUAAUAUACAGUAAUACAUCUGGAGAGGACAAGGGAAGGCCAGCAGAGGAUGCGAGGUGAAGUCCGGGUAUCGGCUUCCUACGCUGGAAGAAAAUGAAAAAGAGCCAAACUCGGCUCGCGCGGCCGAAAAAUCCUCCAAAAUAAACUCGCAACAGCUCCGAAACUAUCAAAACAAUCAAACAGAAAAUUUUACUGGAGUAUCUGUAAACAUUUUUCCCCACAUCGCUUUAAUAUUUUUUUUCGAAACAUGAAUACUUUCAUUUUUAAAAAUUAAAUACUUAUUUACUGCCAAAAAUUUUUGUCAAUACGCAGAGUAAAUUACAACAUCGAGGAAAAAUUUUUGUUUGCAAUUGAGGCGCUGGGUGCAAUAACAGCUUAAACCAACUUAAGUCGUUUUUCCGGCCAAUGCAUAUUUGCAAUCCUAGAUAUGUCCUUUAUGUGGCACAUAAAUAUUAGUUCGCUCCAGAAUAUACAGAUGGCAGGAGAAUGAAGAAUGUAGCGCUGCGCGCUAAGUCGUUCUUCCGGCGAAUGGCUAACACACCCGAGAAAACAACAUGUGUCUCGACCCAUUUUGUCGAACGCAGGCUCGUUAUUGGUAUAGGCCUAAUACCUUUAUUGUAAUACUGCUACGUAUGAGUUAAGGGUAUAUUUGUUUUGAAAAUUGGACGUUAUUAACAUGGAGACAAGUGAAAGUGAGAGUGAAAAUAUGGAAGUAAGUGUAAAAAUAAGAAACAAAGGAAAGAAGAGAUUGCUUCAAAGAGACUCUUGGCGACGUGUGGAAAAUAAAGUCAAACGAAACAGUGGAGCUACAAGGGUUGUUCUGGUAAGACAGUUCCUAAAAAUUUUUUCAAAUUUAUCAAUGAAUGCUGUAGGAAAAAGUGUUUUUCGUUAUUCCCAGAUGAACAGCAAGAAUGGUUGUUUAGUUCGUUUUGGAAACUAGGAGACAAAAUAGUUCAAGAUACUUAUCUUUAUGGUUGCAUUGAGAAAAAAGAAAUAAUGUUAAAGAAGAGUAAUCCCAUUGGAAAGAACAGAGGGUAUUCAUGGCGGUAUCACCUACAAAAUGGCAUUGAUAGGAAAGAUGUCUGCAAAGCUUUUGUUCUUAAAGUGCUACAGGUGUCCGAAUCACGAAUGAAAACUGUUCUACGUGCUUGUUCUUCAGGGAAUCCGGUAUUUAAGGAAAAUAGAGGAAAGCAUACUGAACAUCCAAACAAAUUAUCUCGUGAUGUGUGGACUAAAGUAGAAGAACAUUGGGCCAAAUUUCCAAGCAAGCAAUCACAUUAUAGCAGGGGCCACACAGAACGCAAGUAUUUUGAGAAUCCUGAUUUAAAUGUGAAGAAAAUGUUCAUUGCCUUCCAGCAAUACUAUUUUGAUAGUACAGGUAAGACACUUACUAUGAAAUACUCCACAUAUCACAGAUACUUCAGAGAAAAUAGUCCAUAUUGUUUUAAACAGCCAAGGACCGACGUGUGUGACUUUUGUACUGAAUCUAAAACUCUGUUGGAUAUUAAUCCGAAUGAUCCGCGUAAAACCACAUAUAGGUUACAUUUAGCCAAGGUUGAAAAAUACAAAACCUUAAAACAAGAGUACUUAGCAAAAGUAAAAGGCAAUACAAUGCAAGAUGACACAUUAGUAAUAGAGUUUGACUAUGGACAAAAUCUACCAAUCCCUAAACUUAAUGUUGCAUCCCAAUUCUACAAAAGGUUAUUGUGGUUGAAUGUGUUCAACGUUCACUGCCAUAAUGAUUCAGCCAGUACCUUUUAUUGUUUUCCAGAGUGUGACGCAAAGAAAAAUGCCAACUCAGUUUGUAGCUUUGUCUACCACUUCAACUGUGAAAAAAUGAAAUCUUACAAAAAUAUUAAGAAUAUAAUAUUUUUAUCGGAUGCUGCAGGAGGCCAGAAUAAAAAUAUUACUGUUUUGAGAUUUUGUUCUUGGUUGUCCCAAAUAACCAAAGUGAAAGUAACUCACAUGUUUCCUGUACGCGGACACUCGUAUUGCCAGUGCGAUCGGAAUUUUGGACUUUAUGGCACACUUUUAAAGAGACUGGAAAGUAUUGAAACAGUAGAGGAUUAUCUAACGAUCAUAAAGUCUGCUCGAAAUAGCCCGUCACCUUUUCAGGUUCUCAUGGCUGCUCAUCUUGUUGAAGACUGGUCGACAGCGUUAGAGCCUUUGUUUCACAAAGUUCCGAAAUCAAAACGUAGCAAAUUUUCAAUACAGAAAUAUGUGAUCCUUACCUUUCCUACUGCAGGGGCACUGGCAGUAUCGGCUUCCUACAAUGCUAUUUUUGAGCCGUUCAUUUUCUCAGUCGGUUUUGGUAUGAAGUCAAAAGAAGAGCUUUACCUCAAAAAACCGGCCCGCCCUGGUUUGAAGGAGUCCAAGAAAAAUGAUGUUCUUUCUCUCUUGAAAUUCUUGAAACCAGAAAAUGCUGAAAGCCUCAAAGGUCUACUAGAGUACACGACUGUGCCGGAAGAAGACAUAGGAAGUGAAAGUGAAAAAAGUGGUGAAAGUGAGAAUGAUGUUUGACAUUCAUCACUAAUAUAUAAGAACAGCUAGUUUAUAUGUUAUUUAGCUACGAUAUAUUUAAUCAGUGCAAAAACCCAAUCUCAAAAUUUUUUUUUGUUUUUAAUUCUAAAACCCAUAUAUUAUAUCAUUUGUAUGUUAUGGAUUUAUUACAUAAAAUAUUUAUGUAGAUGUUACAACUACGUUUAUGACCAUUUAAAUAUUAAAUGUUCUUAUUUUAAUUAAUUAUUAGCAAAAUGACACACACAUAAUGCAAGUAUUUAGUGUUAUAUGCAAUAAAGACUUAACUUACCUGUCUUUUAUUUAAUUAUAUUAAAUUAUUACUUAAAUUAAAAACUGCAAUUAUGCUGGAGGGAGAUAAGAUAUAAUACCUGGAAUGCCCACAAGAAUUUGGAUGGUUGUAAUGUUUGUUUGUUUCAUUCUACAAUGUUUCAAAUCUUUGAGCCUAUUUUACUCAAAACUAUUAUUUCUGACUUAAGCUGUUACUGCACCCAGCGCCUCAAUUAUAAGUGGGGGACACCAGCGUAUGAAAUAAGGAAGAAGCCUCAAAUUUUAUUUAUAUACCCCUUUUGACGCAUUCAACCCCAUACUUUUAUUUUUACAGAGAGUUGAAGUGGGAAUAAUGUUUCAGUGGGUAACACUACCGACAUAUGUCUUCGGAACGCACUUCUUUUUGUUAUUAUACAUCUCAAAAUUUAUAAUUUCAUACACAACGUUUAUAAAAACGAAUUCUUACUUACCUCAUUUAAUCUAUUACAAACCUCUUGUAAUAUACGUGUAUUAGUAGAAGAACCAACGUAACAUGCAAACCUUAGGUAAACACUGGUAGAGAAUUGUUUGGAAUAACUGUAAUGCUAUGCAUAUACUUACAAUGUACGAAACUUCCAAUUUUAUUAAUUGUUUGCAUAAGAACUAAUAAUUUUAAAAAAAUCAUAGAAUAGGCCUUUAUAGACUGAAAACCUUUCACGUAGUUUCAAGUCGCGUACAUAAAAGUUUUUUAAUAUAUAUAAUUACCAAAUAUUGUUGAAUAUAUUUAACAUUUUUAUACAUGUUACAACACACAUAUAAUAACAAAGCUAUAUCUAUAUAUAUAAAAAUUUAGCUUCCGUAUGUAUUUGGCCGCAAAACUCGGAAAGUAUACGAUGGUUUGGAUUGAAAUUUUUACAGAACAUUGCAUCUUAACAGAAGAGUGUUUAUAUGAAAUAAAAGUUUGGGAAAAUCCACCGGAAAAGUCGGAAAAAAAAGUUUCUAUAACUAAAUAUCACGGUCACCCAACUUAGUUGUGACCACGCUCGACGAUGCUGUACCAUAUUGUCGAAGUUCAAGCACAUCAGGCUACUCGACCAUUGUGCCUUGACGACUGUAAUUUACACAAAUAUGUAUAUAUAUAUAUUUCAAGAAAGAAUAAAAAACUUUAUUUAAUUUGAAAGUAUAUUCUUUCGACUCUAUUGAUAAAAAUACGUUUAAAUUAAAAAAUAUUCUAAUUUUUGGAGCACAGUAAAAAAAAUGCAUUUAACCACGAAUAUGCGAGUUAAACUUCAGAACGAUCCAACAGCAGUCAUAUUUUCAAGACAAUUAAUUGAAGUUGGUAACGGCACUGUACCUACAAAUCCAGAAACAGGAAAAAUCAGCUUAUCAUCUGAUUUAUGCAACAUCGUAGAUUCAAAAGAGGAAUUAGUAGACAAGGUAUUCCAAAACAUCGAAACAAAAUUCAAAAAUCAUGCAUGGUUGAGCGAAAGAGCCAUUCUAGCGGCUAAAAAUGUUGACGUACACGAUAUGAACAAUAGUAUUAUAAACAGAAUCGAAGGUGAAACAAUGACAUACAAAUCUAUUGAUUCAGUAGUGCACCAAAAUGAAGCAGUGAACUUUCCAACGGAAUUUCUCAAUUCACUCGAUGUUCCAGGAUUACCACCACAUAUUUUGAAUUUGAAAAUUGGUGUGCCAAUUAUAUUGCUUCGAAAUAUCUGUCAGCCUAAAUUAUGUAAUGGUACACGAUUAGUAGUUAAAAAAUUAAUGGAUAAUCUUAUUGAAGCAACAAUUUUGAUUGGACUUCAUAAAGGUGAUGACGUAUUACUUCCACGAAUGCCACUUAUUCCGACAGAUAUGGCGUUCGAGUUCAAACGACUUCAAUUUCCAAUACGCCUUGCGUUCGCAAUGACCAUCAAUAAAGCACAAGGACAAUCUUUGCAAGUGUGCGGUUUGAAUUUAGAAAAUGAAUGCUUCUCUCAUGGACAGUUAUAUGUCGGGUGCUCCAGAGUCGGUAAACCAUCUGAUCUAUAUGUUUAUGCAAAAAAUGGGAAAACAAGGAAUGUAGUCCUUCCAUUAGCUUUACAAUAAAAAUAUUUAAGCUAAACACAUUUUUAUUUCUUCUAUUACAUUCCACAGCCGUGCACAGUAAAAUAUUAAAUUAAACAAUGAAUUAAUAUUAAACUGUGCCACAGCAAAGCGUGGCCGGGUUUAGCUAGUAGUAUAUAAAAAGACAAACGCCAAAUUUUAGCAUUUUGUAUUUCUUUUCUCUGUGUGAAUAAAAUAACAGUUCUUAACGUAGUUGCUAAUACUGUACUAUAUUUCUAAAAAAAAAUUACGAAAACCCCUGACAUCGUCACCAUAACAAUGAUAAAUUUGCAAAAUAGUUAAGGCACAUUUUUUAAUGCUACGAAGCACACUCUUAAGAGAAAUGUUUUAAACUUAUGUUGGGAUGUAACUAAUAUCUUAAAAGCAUUCUGAAACCGUUACUUUGAGGGAAACCUUAAUAUACCGAACACCAUACCAUCCUUUAAUCGAGUACGAUUUUCGCUUCUUAAGACCCAUUUGUCUUCAAAAUGCACUGUACUGUGUAAGUAAUAAAUCAGUCUUAAAAUCAGUUAAUUAUUUUAUCUUCCUAUUUCGUAUUCUAAUUGAAAUAAAUAUCAGAUAAGCAUGUGUUACUUGUAUCACGACAUCAAGGUAUUAUUUAUCAGUAAUUAAUAUUUCAUUUUAUUUUUUUGUUAACUAAUGUGCAUAGGGCAGUGCACUAGACAUCACUACCUGUGUGUAGUGUUGCUUUACACUUUUUAACGCAUUAGAGUUUACAUAAAAUGAUAAAUCCAAAAUUUCGUUUAAAAGUAUAAAUAUCAGCGAUCAAUUUAAUUAAUGUCCAGUAUAACUCAGUCAGUAAAACAUUCGGAAAUAUGUAUAGGACCUGUUAACCUAAAUAUUUGUUAACAGUUAAACUGAACUAAGAUGUGUUAGAGUGGUUUUUUCUCUGUCCGUAUAUUAGAGGUAUGGAACAUCAAAAUACGCAUCUGUCGCCCAUUUACUUUAAAUACAGGAAUUUAAACUACAUAUUGUGAAAACAUUCUGCAGCAGUUUUUGCUGAACGGAAAAACACGGAUGAGAAGACAGACGAAAUGUGUUUGGUAAGUGAUUUUUCGUCAAAUGAAAUGGAACAGGACAGUGCUUAUCAGAAUGAAACUACAGAACUACUUUUGUGCAAGGAAAUGUAUUUUACAAAGACAUUUCAAGAGAAAUCACCUUUAAAUGAAAUAGAUCUUGCUGACAUGGAAGAAAUAGACUUAGAUUUAGAGGCCAGGCCCCUUUCAAGUGACGAAAUUUCUCUUGAAGGGCUGAAAUAUGUUUCUGGCUAUAUAGCUCACCGUUUCAGAAAUAAAUAUCCUGACCUUGGCACUACGGAUUUCAAUUCGGAGGACGAUAGCUGGAUACAUGUACAAUCAAAGGGUAACUUAAAAUGUCCCACUAAUGAAUUUUUGGAAUUAAUAAAGAUCGCUGAAAUGUGUUUUGAUAAUGUUCAUGGCAACAAUUUGUGCAAAAAAGAGCGGAUUUUUGAAUCACUGACUAAAAUUAUUUGCGGAACUACUGAAAAUAAAUAUCCAGAAGAAGUUAUAUACUGUUUUGUCAGGACAAGAACGUAUAUGCGUAUUAAGUAUUUGAACAUGAAAUAUUUUAACGAACAAGACCAAAAAUGCAAAGAAAGAAAUAAGAUGAGGAAAACUACCCUCUAAGAUUUUUAGUGUGAUAGUGUCCACUUUCCUUCACCAUAAUAUGUAUGUUCAUAAUUUAUUUACGAUGUUUUUUAAUUACUAUAUUUAAGAAAAGCAUUUAUUGUGAAUAUCGCAGCAAUUAUGUAGGGCUUAAGGUAUUUAUUGUAUUCCAAAUAUUGAGUAUGUCAUUUUUAUUGCCUUUAUUAAAAAUCUUAUAUAUAAAAUUCUCGUGUCACAGUUUUCGUUGCCAUACUCCUCCGAAACGGCUUGACCGAUUUUGAUGAAAUUUUUUGUGCUUAUCCGGUAUCUAUGAGAAUCGGCCAACAUCUAUUUUUCAUCCCCCUAAAUGUUAGGGGUAGUCCACCCCUAAUUUUUAUUUUUUAUUUUUUAGACAAAAUUUUUAAUUUCUAUUUUUUUAUGAUACAACAUACAAAAAUACAUACAAUCCUAAAUUUUCACCCUUAUAUCACCAACCCAUAAUUUUUAAUAUAAUUUUAUAUUUUUCAACCCCGGUCGAUAGCUGAUCAAUUAACACUUGAUCAACCUUCCCCGCCUACAGCGAGCUCAUUACCUGGAUUAACACAUAGACCACAUAUUUAUAUGAAAUUCCACCCCUUAGGGAGUGAAAAAGUGAUAAUUUCAUUUUAUAACAGAAAAAAUUAUAGGUCAUAGACAUACAAAUAGUGAGUGAGUGUCAGUUCUUUAUGUCUGCCACACGAUCAUACACAUAGAAAGGUCUGGAAAAUUCAUAUUUUUCUCCUUGGUGAGACCAGCCCGCUUAGUGGAGCUAGCAGCGGCUAGCAAAAUAAAGGCGCUCAUAACAGUUUUGUUCUUAACUUCGUCAAUAAAUAGAGUUAGUUGCCUUGAAUUUUAAACGCACCAUCGUUUGAUGCGUUUGUCAUGUCUUUAAUUUUCGUUUGUUUGUGCCGUAUGUGUUCAUAUACCAUUCAUCCGAUUGCGAUGAAAUUUUGGUGAGUUAUUACGCGCAUGCCCGUGAAGGUUUCUGAGACGGUAUAACUAUUUUGCAAUAGUUGGAGCACAUAUCGUUUCAAAAAAUGUGUUUUUUUUUUUCAUAUUAUUAGCAGCACUUCGUCUGUUUUUGUUGUAUAAGUGCGCACGCAUGACACAAUUUAUUUAAAUAUAAAAGAGAGACAGAGAUAUAGUGAUAUAUAUAUAGAGUGAGAUAGAGACGGAGAGAUAAGUUGAGAUAGAGCGAGGUAAAGAGAAUGAAAUGGGUUAGAUAAAGAGAUAUAUAGAUGAGCUAUAUAGAGUUUUAUAUAUAGAAGAUAUAGUGGGAGGUAUAUAUGUAUAUAUGUAGAUAUAAAGAGAUAAAUAUAGAUAGAGAGAUACAUUGAUAUAUAUAUAUAUAUAUAUGUAGAUAGAGAUAAAUAUAUUUAUUUAUAGAGAUGGAUAGAUGAUUUGUAUAUGUGUAACUACUUCAAACAUAUUACAAAGCAAAACUGAAUGAGGCAUUGCAAUGCAUGCCGAGCAUUAGCUAGAUAAUGGAAUCUUUUCAAUAUUAGUAAUCUCUUAUUUUCAAGCUUUUUUUCUAUAGUGCUUUAUAGAGUCUAGACUACAUACAGACUACCAAUUUUUAGAUAUAUAUGGGUAAAUAACUAUACACUGGCAGAACGUCUGUCGGGAUCUAAAAGUGAUAUAAAUUAUUUUGCACAGUUGACAUUCAAAUUAAGAAGACAAUUACUAACUACAUCUUAUUUCGAAAAAGGUACCCUUCACCCUGUGUUCAGCCCAGGCAACGCCGGGUACAGCAGCUAGAAAUUCCCUAAAAAUAAUUUAUAUGGCAAAACAACGUUUGCCGGGUCAGCUAGUAACAUAUAUAUAUAAACAAUGUAACAAAAUUGCGAUAUUUUUGUAUUGCUAUUGCAAUUUCGUUUCUUGUAAACAUUAUUGUAGACUUUUUCAUAUUGAAAUUAAAUUUGCUAUAGGGUUGUUUGUAUUUUAAUUUUACAGUUAUAAGAUUUUUUAUAUGUUGUUUACUGUUUACAAACAUUUGAAAAAUAUUUCCUUAACCAUAUUUCCAUUUCCAUGGCAAUAGUCUUGUUAGCUUUUCGGGUAACUCUUCUACAUGGAUGAUAAGAUGGUGCGACUUCUAAAACAUAUCACACCACCUUUACAUAACUAUAAAACUAAGAGGUGUUUUCUUUACAUAAUAUUAAAGCACAAUGUUUCCUUGUGGCGUAGGUGAUUUAGAAUUUCCAUUUAUCUAGAAAAAUGGGCUUUCAGAAUUUUUUUUAACACACAGUGUUUGGGAAGGUUUUUGAAGAAAAAAAUUGACUACGUGUUUUAUUUUUUUGCAGCUGAAUUCGGGCACUUGCAUGAAAUUUAAUUAAUCCGUAGGAAGCGCAAUGGUUUAAAGUAUUGAUGUUGAAGAUUUGAAAAGAUUUAUUGAAAUAGUGUGAGAGAAUGAGCGAGUUGAGUGAGAAGAGUGCGGGAGUGGCCACAUGACGUCUGCGCAGUUGCGGACAAAAAAUAAUCCAUUCCGCCUCCCCAUGGCGAAGGAUGAGUGAAAGAGAAACCUGAUAAACCUUCCCCUCCUCCGGGCACGAUAGAACCUUAUCGGCUGUGUGUUAGAGGGAGAGCGAGAUACAACCUUCGAGGUUUUGUUAGUUCCUGCUAGAUGGCAGGCCGCAGAGCGACCACCAGCGACACCCUUCCCGUAUGAAGGCCAUCUCGCCACUGACGAGCUGGAACUAAGCUCCUGACCUCCCUACAUAGUAACGGUCACCCACAUAGGCAUCUAGACUCUUUAGUGGUCAUAUGAUACAAAAUUCAUUGUUUUCGGGCCUGUGACCGUUUUUUACCGUGCACCAAUCGCCUUAAGUACAGCUUUGUAUGGUAUCAUGAGAUUACUGUCACGAGAGCGUGAUAGUAACUACCGCGUGGCCUAAUGAGAGACCAGUGUGAAGUAGCUGUUGUGUGGUAGCAACUGUCGAGAGAGUCUCUCGUCUGAAAGAGGCUAGAUACAAGGUGUCUAGGCUGUGACAAGUUGAUACAUUGCAGACGCUAAACUUGUGUCGCUGAUAAGAUUUGCCAGGCACUCGAGAUACUGUCUUGUCCGCCUGGACGGGGUCGGAUAACUGUGUGAAAUGCAUCGUUGCACUUUGCAGCAGUUUCGGUCGUUAUCGCUAUCUCACCUAUUCAUUUCCCUUCCUGUUCUCGACGUUUACAUGGAACAUAGAGAUGGAAAAUCUCGGCGAAAUCGGACCAUGUGGUGUUGAAUAACUGAUAAAGCAAUAUAACAACAUUAAUAUGAAAAAAAAAUAUUUAAUCCGUUUUGGUUUAAAGUUAUCAUACUCCUAAACAUGGGAAAACAUCUGUAGGAUUCCCAGGUAGAGCCUGCUUGAUAACAUUUAUCAUUCCCAUUUCACAGUUACGAUCUGCAAGCUCAAGUGGACCCUCUGAGACUUUUUGAUUAGGGAGAGGGGGGUUGCUACCCCCACAGGUUCUACGCCCAUAACUCUAAACAUUAGUCUAAAAACUUUUAUUAGAAAAGUUUCUUUGAUAACACCUGUUAUUAACUCAACAUAUUAGCUGCGAAAUUAUUAAUUUGUGCUGUAAAAACUGAAGGAGCCAGUGCUGCAAACUCAUUAUCAGUAGUAAGUACCUUAUCUGGUAUGUAAUGUCAUUGAAUGAGUAUGAUAGAGUCUUCGCUUAUAUAAUGAGCUUAUUUUUAACACGAUUUUAUUAGCUUCACUAUGCAUUAACAUUAAAAUUAAGCUUAUACUUAAAUUAAAAGAUUAUUUUUUACUUUUUAGUUCAUACAGCAUGAAAAACCUAUUUUUUUUUUUAUAUUUUGAAACAUAUAAUUUUAUUUACUAACAGUGGUUUUAAAUACUCUGGUAAAGCCAAAUACAGUGAAAAAAUAGUAAAUGUCUUUGUUAAACUUAUGGAAGUAAUUUAAAACAUACAUUAGAGACGUGAUUUAAACAUCUCUUUCGUAAAUAACAUAUUUAUAUUUGACGAGUUGUUUAUACAUAACCUGAAAUUUGAAAUUUAUUGAAAUUAUGUUAUUUUGCUGUACAUUUCGGAGGCAUUUAAAAGCUUCAUAACUUCACAUGGCUAAAUGAUUUUGGAGCAUUUUACGUGAAAGUCACGUGACAUGUUACGCAUACAUUUUCGUAAAUUUAUGCAGAGUAGUUUUUUUUAUAGAGUUUAUGAACUCGUAGGUUUGAAUUACGGACAGUUAUUGGCAAUUAAUUGGAAAAGUGGGAACAUUUAGAGGAAUAACGUCUCAACGUGGUGUGAAAUCGAAUCAUACUCAUCUCCCCAGACAGCGCAGUGUGUCUUAUUACCUCUUCACCAAGCAGUCGUGGAAUCACGAUUGAGGAUAGUGGUUGGUUACUGCCGUGCCAUAACUGCCCUAACAAAUUGCGGUCUUCCUGCACCAUAUAAGGAUUUUUUUCUCGUUAUCUCUCUCCCGUUUUCCACAGCAUUUUUCACACUUUCAUGUGAUUUAUUUAAUUAGUAGUUUGUAUUCAAUCUUAUGAAUUUGGAAAUGCCAUUGUCAUACGGGGACGAUUGUUGCUUGAAUUAUAAAUCGUGAUGUGCAGUACCUUUAGGCACUCGUACAGAGCUAAAAUUGUGCAGGUUAAUAAAUGGACAAGUACUUUACUUAGUUUCAAGUCACGACUGUUGAAGUCGGUCUUAGGACGGUAUUCCAAGACGUUCGGGGAAGGUAGAGAUUAAGCACAGUUUCCCUCUGCUGUGUUUUGAACUUAGUACUACCCAUACUCUUGCUUUUGCACCAUGCAUUUUUUAUUCUGCUACGGAGCCACAGCUAACAAUGAAAGGAAACUAUGUGAAUUCAAUGGUGUUACCCUAAUUUUCUCAAGUAAUUUUUAAUUUGCGAUUAUUUAUUGUUAUAGCAUUAAAGUGAUACAUAUGUAUUCCAGGAUAGUUUAGCUAUCAUAAAGUUUAAUUUGGCACACCAAUACGCUAGGUACCUGAUGUUAACGAAAAUGAAUAUAUACUAGUUAAUUCCAGACGCAAGUCCGCCAUUUGGACUAAAUCACCGAAGAAGUGAGCUCUGCACAUGCGCGGAAGUUUGGGCAACAGAUAGGUCACGGAUAGUAGGGGCAGGCAUUUUUCGUUAAAUGAUACUGCAACAAGGUAUACCCGCACCAGCGGUUUCUUCCUUGUGAUUGGCGGCCGUCUGCGAGAGAAGUCGUUCCUUAUUUGACCGAGCCACUCAGAAAGCAUUUACUUCCGCACUGAAUCACUGUGAUUGGUGUUGUUACAAUCGAAAUGUACCUGGGAGAAACUCACCCAAUCACGAAACACAGACGAUGCUAUAGUGUUUUAACUUUCAUCUAUUCUCGAAAUCUUUUCGCGAAAUCUGCAUGCCCCUACGGAUAGGGCACCGAAAUCCGUUCCUUAAAAAUAAGGGACUGGCCGUGUCCAAUCUAAGGGUGUGGGAGCGGUUUUGUGCACUUGUAAUACGGUUAUGGUACAGGUGUAGCUUAGUGAACACCUAAACCCUUAUUUUUGUGUCGUGGAAUACCGGCCUUAGUGGGUGACACCUCGGGGUUUUGUGCAGAAGCAGGCAGACGAUAAGCAGCGUUCGUGACGCUGCGUCAUCAGAGAUUGUGCUCACGUCCUUGCCUCGGACGUUGUACCUCCCAGCCCUCGAACUUGGCGUUAUCUAGCCUGAGCGGGCGAUAACGGUUAGCCGUAUCGCAACCAUCAGCUCGCCAGGUGCGAGCUCUGGUCGGGAGGCGAGAAGCUACUACCGGAGGGUGGUCAUGCGCGCAUUCCUGCCUGGACGCUACGCUUGCGGGACACCCAAAACAGUGGGCGAAGACCGGUAUUCCGAGGAUUUAGGUGUUAGGAUGUUUAGUACUUCGCUACAAUGGACGAAUUUCCAAAGCUGUUGCACGUACCCGUUCGAACACAGAAGCGGCAGAUUUCACUGGCCCGCUAUGGCCCGUUCUACAAUGGCACGGAAACUGAGACGGAUCACGUAAACGGGGACGGAUCAUACGGAACAUUUCACUAUCGCGUCUGCUCCACAAUGCACGGAAACGUAACAAAAAAACGACCAAUGAGAUUGCAUUUUAAGAUUACGAAAUAUUAAUUUAUUAAAUUAUGCUUCGAGAUCAUAGCACGGGCAGAUUUUACGUAGCCUAUAUAACAAAAAUAAACGACAAAUUAAUAACAGGCACUAGAUAUUCUUGUACUUAAAGCAAUUUUCAGCUUAAUUAGAACCUAGACUUACAUGGCUACCACCGCAGCUAACGUAAACGUAAGAGCUCAGCAUUGCCGAGCUAAUGCGUACGGGUUCGUCUCCGCCUGCGUGCUGUUGUAGAAUCUCUGUUCCGGGAGAUCCGUCUCUGUUUACGUGCCGUUGUAGAAGGCCUAAGUUAAACAUUGCAGUUGUCAGGAGACUACGACCGCCACACCGAGCGAAGAGAAGUUGUGGAGCAGCGAUUUAACAUUGAGCUGGCCUUCGGUACGAUCCUGGUUGGAAUCCUGACUUCCAUUACUGGAAACCACUCCAUGGCCGAGUACUUACCUCGCUCCCUUUGCGCUGUUGCGGGUCGUCCAGACUGUCAGAAUAAUUGCGUCGUUGAAUAUUGUCGCCAACUUCACUGGGCGAAUACUAUACGUUGUUCAAUUGAUUUAUGACAGUGAUUAAAAAAAUAUAUAUUAGUUAUACUGAGGAUGGAGGGAUGGAGGGGCGAGAGGAAGACGCAUCCGGUACAGUCGUGGCCGUCUGCGAGGUCCAUUGUUGACGUGUGCGUGGCGGUCUGCGAAUGUGAAGCGCUCUGC
Molecule: messenger RNA, 13331 nt
Organism: Bacillus rossius redtenbacheri
Lineage: Eukaryota; Metazoa; Arthropoda; Insecta; Phasmatodea; Bacillidae
Exons: 2
Coding region: 1042-2565 (507 amino acids)
Source: RefSeq, a predicted model, not a curated record